AUGAUGAUUAAAAGCAUCUGCGUGCUCAUCUGCCUGCAAAUUCUAUGCAUCGUGCGCGCAUCUAACGGAGAAUACGCCCCAUUGCAAGCUUACAAUAAUGCUGACAAAGACACCACCAUCGCCAUCAGACGGGCUCUACACGAGGCUAGAGGGAAGACAUACUCGAUGAAUCAGACUGCUUUAACAAAAAGUUGGGAAAACGCUACUAUAUUCUCGAUUGAAGCAAGCACUGAGAGUUCUGCUGGAUCAAAGAACGGGACAGUCGGUCUGGAAUCAGGGCUGUCAAUCGUCUGCAAAGUCUGUUAUAUUAAUGGGACUGUCGGCGGCUACUUGACCGUCGGGGAUGGGUUCAAUGUUACCACGGCCGUGGAUAGCGUUGGGGACGAGAUUGCGAAUGUCACAGAUUCUGCACUUUCUCGGCUUGAAAAUUAUGCGCGUGAAGCCGCCAGCGAUAUUCUCAAAGAUGUCUCUCAAUUCCAACUGAGCGAUAUUCCCGCCUGGCCGACAUUGGAUCUUGAUUUCGACCUGGAUGAUGCAAGCGGAUUUUCUGGGGUACAUGCACAGGUUGACUUUGAUGGUUUGGAACUAUAUCUGGAGCUAGAUCUUCAGCUGUCGGCCGGGGCUACUUACACGUUAAACCUGUUCACCUCGGAGACUCCAGCAGGAAUCUCAAUAUCCAGUCUCGAGGCCGGUGCCAUAUUCAAGGUUUCGCUUGUUCUCAUUGCCCAAGCGGAAAUCGAUAUUAGCAGUGGAAUCCACAUUAAGCUAGAUGACGGAUUAACGCUGGCUUUGGAACUGUUCAACAACAAUGUAUCGAGCAUUACAGUACCCGGUGGCCGGAUGGAAUUUCUUCCAGUAACCGUUGAAGGCCAUGGAACCCUUCGGGCCCUCCUACAAGUCCAAACCAGUAUCGGAUUUCAACUAGCAACCCCAGACUCGGUCUCCGUCUUCGAGUACCUGAGCUUUAGUGCAGGGAUAGGCGGCGAAGUGUCUGCGUCUGUGGCUGACUUCCUCCUGCAGAUCGAUUCGUCUACAAGCGAUGAUGGUCACUGCGACUUUGAAGCUGUUGCAGAGUACACCCUCGCUGUGGGUGCUGCUGCGGGGGCAACCGUUGCUGUUGACACAUACCAAUGGGGGCCCACGCCCAACACCACCGUCCCAGUGUUCUACACAACCCUGGAUAGUAUCUGCGCGGGUUCUAAGACAUCUCCGUCUACUAUAACCCCAUCUGCCACCCUUGAACAGCGGAACGACCUCGUUAGCACUACAGUGUCUACCUCGACGACGUAUACGCUCGUUGACUGUGCAUCACAAGGACUAAUCAACUGCCCUAUCUAUCUCCAGCGGACGACAUCAGUGAAGAGCACCAUGACAACAGUUCUCACAAUCAAAUCCGGCAUAGAUGCCACAUAUCCCGCGAGCACCUUCUCGUCCUUGACCAGUGUCAUCCCCUUUGGCAGUGAUGCUCGCAGACUCGUAUCCACAUCCGGAACCCCGGUAUCCUACAUUCCCCCGACUGCGACCGCAACAAGUAGUUCCAAUCCCGCUACUGACAAUGACCACCGCCACCACAACCACCAUUCGAAUAACAACAAGCUGAUUAUCGGCUUAAGUGUGGGGCUUGGUGUCCCGGCCGUCAUAGCAAUAGCAUCUGCCCUAUGGUGGUUUGUAUAUCGACGUAAACAAUACUCAGCAGUAUCGCAAUCCGAUAUGACAGCUCGUCCGUCCGAACUGGAUAGAGGUGCAAAAGAACCACAGGCAAUAGUGGCUGCUGCUGCUGGUUGA
Aspergillus welwitschiae is the source of this 1785-nucleotide messenger RNA. RefSeq lists its product as uncharacterized. The record is from RefSeq and is a predicted model, not a curated record. The transcript is spliced from 4 exons. NCBI's taxonomy places the organism in Eukaryota, Fungi, Ascomycota, Eurotiomycetes, Eurotiales, Aspergillaceae. The coding region runs from base 1 to 1785 and encodes 594 amino acids.